CGGCGAGACUUGGAAGGCGGCCAUUUUUGAAGGUGGGAGGGCGACUGUCCAGUCUUCAAUAGACACGUGAGCAUACAGCUAGCCUUCAAACAGCCAUGGCGACGAAGACAGACACGUCACAAGAUCCGACCAAACUGGAGAGGAUGGGCAAGGUCAGAGAAAUAGGGGACCAAGCUGUAUGGUCAGUGUCGUCAUGUAAGCCAGGUUUUGGAGUUGACCAGUUGAGAGAUGGGUCACUGGACACCUACUGGCAGUCAGACGGCCCACAACCACACCUGGUCAACAUUCAGUUCAGGAAGAAAACUGCUGUGAAGAGUCUAUGUCUGUAUGCAGACUACAAGUCAGACGAGAGUUACACGCCCAAUAGAAUCUCCAUCCGUACAGGAACACACUUCCACGACCUGCAGGAGGUGGAGCAGGUGGAACUGAGCGAGCCCACAGGCUGGGUCAUCAUCCCCGUACAGGACAAGAGCCUGCAGCCACAGAGGACAUUUAUGAUCCAGAUCGCUGUUCUCUCCAACCAUCAGAACGGACGGGACACUCACAUGCGGCAGAUCAAGAUACAUGCACCAGUAGAGGACGGACCCAUGUCCAAAUUCCCUAAAUUCAGCUCUCUAGACUGUAAAAUGCACAGCUGUAUUAGAUAGCAAAUUUAUAUUAUUGUUAACACUAUGGUUAUCACUAGGACUUUGCAAUGUUCCCUAUUAUUAAUAUUAUUAGCAUGACAACCAAAACAGAAAUUAACUUUUUGUAUGAAAACCGGCAAGCAAGAUGU
Molecule: messenger RNA, 775 nt
Organism: Branchiostoma belcheri (Belcher's lancelet)
Lineage: Eukaryota; Metazoa; Chordata; Leptocardii; Amphioxiformes; Branchiostomatidae
Product: anaphase-promoting complex subunit 10-like
Exons: 5
Coding region: 96-647 (183 amino acids)
Biological process (GO): protein K11-linked ubiquitination; anaphase-promoting complex-dependent catabolic process
Cellular component (GO): anaphase-promoting complex
Source: RefSeq, a predicted model, not a curated record